Molecule: messenger RNA, 2355 nt
Organism: Acanthochromis polyacanthus (spiny chromis)
Lineage: Eukaryota; Metazoa; Chordata; Actinopteri; Pomacentridae
Gene: cpox
Product: coproporphyrinogen oxidase
Exons: 7
Coding region: 500-1843 (447 amino acids)
Cellular component (GO): cytoplasm; mitochondrial intermembrane space
Molecular function (GO): coproporphyrinogen oxidase activity
Source: RefSeq, a predicted model, not a curated record
CAUAUAUUUAUAGUGGCUUCAGUGUGCUAUUGUUACUUGAGAUUAGGUGCCUUCAUUCAAAAUAUGAUAGCACUACUCGUUUACCCACAGCGACACCGUAGUGUUAUCAUCACGGUCAUAAAAUCACAUGUAUUUAUUUACACUAUUUCACUGACUCCUCAGAUAAAAGCAGCUGUAGAAGAAACAGAAGCAAAUGAAGUUCUAAUGACAAAAUACGGAGUUUGUGAGACGUUGUCAGAUGCCCACAUGUAUGUUGAUUCGCAGUGCAUUCUGGGUGUUGAAGUUUACUAUAGUCUUGAAGCGCUCUGAGCUUUCUGCGGCACGACGACAUUUCCCAUGACGCCUCUGUCAAUACCCGGAAGAUAAACGCCCCUUUCCAGUUAACAUGACAGAUAGCACGUAGCUCCAACUUGUGAUAAUGUUUUAAGGAGUGUCAAAGUUGAUUUUCGGUGAUAAUCAACCGCAGAGCCGCGGGAAGAAGCGGGAGUUCCUCCUGAAAAUGGCGACCUUUGUCUUCUGCUCGUUAAACAGAACGGCUCAAAAUGCAGCCAGGCGGAGUUUGAGUUCACAUUUACCGCGGCUCGCCGGUGCAGCACAGCCGCUCUGCUCCGCUCACAGCCCUGCACUGACUCUGAGAUGGCUUUCCAGAGGAACCAGGUUCAGGUCCCAGGGGACCCCAGGCAGCUCCGCAGCCCGGGCGACCAGAAGGGGAGCCCUGGCGCUCGGAGGAGCCGCAGCGGUGACGGCAGCGGCGGCCGUAGCGGGCUUUCUGGCCAACGCUAACCACUUCCAGCGGGCGGAGAUGGCGACCAGGGUCUCCACGGCGGUCGAGGAGAAGGAGGAGGGGGACAUCUUGGAGCGGUGCCGGGGCUUCAUGUCUCCUCCGGUCACUGACAUCGCUGUGCUGCAGGGGAGCAAGGCGGAGAUGCGGACCAGGAUGGAGAUGCUGAUCAUGGAGACGCAGGCCGAGUUCUGCCGGGCUCUGCAGGAGGUGGACGGAGGGACGUUCAAGGUGGACCGGUGGGACAGGAAGGAAGGUGGUGGAGGAAUCAGCUGCGUGAUGCAGGACGGGAAGGUGUUUGAGAAGGCAGGCGUCAACGUGUCGGUGGUGUUUGGAAACCUGACCGAGGAGGCAGCGAGACAGAUGAGGAGCAGAGGGAAAGUCCUCAAAGGCAAGGAUGGUAAGCUGCCGUUUUGUGCCAUGGGAGUGAGCUCCGUCAUCCACCCAAAGAACCCCCACAUCCCCACAGUGCACUUCAACUACAGAUACUUUGAGAUCGAGGAGGAGGACGGCACCAAGCAGUGGUGGUUCGGCGGCGGCACUGACCUGACGCCUGUUUACAUCAAUAAAGAAGAUGCCUUUCACUUCCACAACACCCUGAAGGAGGCGUGUGACAAGCACCACCCGCAGUACUACCCCGACUAUAAGAAAUGGUGCGACAGGUACUUCUACAUCCGCCACAGAGGGGAGACACGUGGUAUCGGAGGGAUCUUCUUCGACGACCUGGACUCCCCGACUCAGGAGGAGGCGUUUAACUUCGUUAAGAGCUGCGCUCAGACGGUGGUGCCCUGCUACCUGCCCAUCGUAUACAAACACCUGAACGACGCCUUCACUGACGAGGAGAAAGACUGGCAGCAGGUACGACGAGGAAGGUACGUGGAGUUCAACCUGGUGUAUGACCGCGGAGUGAAGUUCGGCUUGGCCACGCCCGGCUCCAGGAUCGAGAGCAUCCUGAUGUCGCUCCCGCUCACCGCCAGGUGGGAAUACAUGCAUGAGCCUGCCAAAGGUACCCAGGAGGCCGAGAUGCUGGAGGUGUUACGAAACCCCAAGGAGUGGGUGUGACGGAGAAAUGGAAUGGAACGGACAAAACAUCCAGAGACGUCUUUGUUGUGUUUUCUGAAGCUGUGAAACGUCAGCACCAUAAAACUCUGCGUUUACCAAAAUAAUAAUAUCCCGUUACGUUGCGAGUGUCUGCAGAGUUUUGCACCGGUACUUUCCUCUUUCUCCUGCCUGUUUGCUUUACUUGUUGAAUCAGCCUUGAUGGCACUUUAUCACUCUUUAUUUAAUGAUUGUUAAACCCGAUGACUGAGAUUUGUGCCAUUUCCUACCGCCUAAAGCCGGACCAAAUGAUGUGACUGCACAGGUGACCUGCUUUAGGGUCCUUUUAACGAGUGUUUGUGUCAAGCAGUAGCUGUGUGUGUUUUUUCUACGCCUGAGCUAAAUGUAGCUUUUGCUCUACUUGAAGCUGCUCGACUCUCUUCAUCUUUAAUGAAGCACCGAAAGGGAAAAUAAGGACAAACUGAGCCACUGUGUGUGUCCAGACACUGCUUAAUAAAUGUACUUUUGAUGGCCAA